Molecule: messenger RNA, 162 nt
Organism: Prunus armeniaca (apricot)
Lineage: Eukaryota; Viridiplantae; Streptophyta; Magnoliopsida; Rosales; Rosaceae
Source: the annotation of a GenBank genome assembly
AUGAUUAAAAGAGGUGAAGGUGAAGGUGGAGCUAGUGGUUGUGGUAGUGGUGGUGGUAGAGAUUACGGUUGUGGAGGUGGAGGUGGAGGUGGUGGUAGCAAGGGCAGCGUGGUGGAGGUGGUGGAGGAGGCAGUGGUUGUAUUUGAUGGCAGCAGAGGAUGA